This is a messenger RNA of Carassius gibelio (silver crucian carp), 1395 nucleotides long. Its product is annotated as neuronal migration protein doublecortin-like. Gene Ontology annotation, cellular component: axoneme. The record is from RefSeq and is a predicted model, not a curated record. The coding region runs from base 550 to 1395 and encodes 281 amino acids. The transcript has 2 exons. Gene Ontology annotation, biological process: axoneme assembly; photoreceptor cell development; intracellular signal transduction. Lineage: Eukaryota; Metazoa; Chordata; Actinopteri; Cypriniformes; Cyprinidae.
CUGAUGAAAUCCUGCAGUUUAUUCGUGACUCAAAUAGGAAUAUAAAAAUAAACCUUUUGUUUCAUGUUUUAAAAAUAGAAAGAUCAAACUUCACGUUUUUUUCUCAAUGCAUGACACAGAGGGAGUUAAGACCGCGCGGCGCGUCCACGAGCGCUCACCUGCAGCAGGGUGUCGCGCGCACAGUGAGGUGGAGGAAAGGGGCUGCGCGCUCCCGUCUACAGCCACGCUGCCCGGUUACAGCGCGGCGCGCGCAUUGAACCCGCACGCUCGUUUAAGGGCGGAUCGGGUCUGACCGGGAGUGUUCGGUUCAUCCAGGGCUUUGUUGCACGCAGCUGAAUCAUCUCCGCUGGGAUGGACGCGAGCGUCUGAACGCGACGAGUCUUGCGGAAUAAACGCUGAUGUAAAGGAUGCUGUCCGUGCGCCCGGUAAACGCGAGGCGGGGAGAGCGGCGUGUCCACGCGGGCUGAUGACAAUAGCGAAUAAAGAGGACGAUAGAAAAAAAGGAAAAAGAAAGAACGUUUGCGAAGUCGGUCACCGGGAAGAAGGACAAUGUCUCUCAGCAGGAGCAUCGAGCUCGAGCACUUCGACGAGCGGGACAGGGCGCGGCGCUCCAAGCGCGCGGCGGGUUCGGGCUCACGGGCGAGCAGUCUGGUCCCGAGCCCCGCGCACAGCGCCAACUGCAGCUUCUACCGCACGCGCACGCUCCAGGCGCUCAGCUCCGAGAAGCGAGCCAAGAAGGUUCGGUUCUACCGGAACGGAGACCGCUACUUCAAGGGUCUGGUGUACGCGGUGUCCGUCGACCGCUUCAGGUCCCUGGACGCGCUGCUGGCCGAGCUGACGCGCGCGCUCGCCGACAACCUGCACCUGCCGCAAGGUGUGCGCAACAUCUACAGCGCGGACGGCGCGAGGAGGAUCGCGAGCCUCGAGGAGAUCGUGGAAGGUGAGAGUUACGUCUGCGCCUCCAACGAACCCUACAGGAAGGUGGAGUACACCAAGAACGUCAACCCCAACUGGGGCUCGCGGCUGGCGGGGGCGGGGCCUGUCCCGGGGGCGGGGCCGGUGGGCGGAGCCGGGCGUCAUGGGCCUCAAUCGAGGGAGCCCAAAGACUUCAUCAAACCCAAACUGGUGACGGUGAUCCGGAGCGGCGUGAAGCCCAGGAAGGCCGUGAGGAUCCUGCUGAAUAAGAAAACAGCGCAUUCGUUCGAGCAGGUGCUCACAGACAUCACCGAAGCCAUCAAACUGGACUCCGGCGUCGUGAAGAGACUCUACACACUGGACGGGAAACAGGUACAGCUGCCAGAAUAUACAACAGGAGCACAGAUCCCCAAUACUUCUGAUAAUCAAUCAGACGGGAUCAUCAAUACUCAUCUAUUAGUAAUGCGUCCUGUUCAUUGA